Molecule: messenger RNA, 894 nt
Organism: Pollicipes pollicipes
Lineage: Eukaryota; Metazoa; Arthropoda; Thecostraca; Pollicipedomorpha; Pollicipedidae
Exons: 5
Coding region: 163-756 (197 amino acids)
Source: RefSeq, a predicted model, not a curated record
GAUCCUCCGCGCAGUGUGGGGAUUACCGGGCUGAAGCGGACUGUGGUCGCUGCGGGGCAGUGCUGCGCAGUCGGGAGCAGCGUGCAGCACGGCUGGCAGGUGCGCUGAGAGCGAGACAAACCAGCCACUGAGCCAGUAACGGGGACCGCUGCCAGACCGAAGAUGGCGUCGUCGCCGCGUUUGCGCCUGCUGACCUGCGUUUGGCUGCCGCUGCUGCUGGCCACGGCCGGUGAGUGUGGCUGGGGCCGGCGCGGUGACAGCCGUUCGGCCCAGGUGUUCCGCCUGGGGCCGCUGGCACGCGUCGGCUGCGUCGUGCUCACCGAGGAGGAGGCCGACCGGCUGGAAACCAACCGAGACGGCAGUCGCCUGGCGGAGCGGAUCGCCAGCCGGCGCACCACACCCAGCUCCCGGCAGCCCUCGUCGCCCGCGACGUGCCCCAACGGCGUCACGUACUUCGACGGCUGCAACUCGUGCUCCUGCGGCACCGAGCAGCUCUGCACGCUGAAGGCUUGCAACGAUGACACGAUCGUCCAUAUAUUCGACCCAUGUCAUGGCAUAACAUGUGGCUAUCACCAACGCUGUCAGGCAAUCUGUGUGGGGCAGGUGUGCCAACUCAGACCGCUAUGCGUGUCAGACGACUCGCCAACCUGCCACAACUGUCCCUGGCUCUGCGUCGACGAGAGGCUAGGCUGCAACGACAACUUCAGCGGCGUCGCCUGCAAGCCGAGUCUGUCCUGCUACAAGCCCAACAUCUAACCUUACCGGCGGCGCAGCUGAAUGCCGUUUUACGUCCUCGGACAUCUCGAAUAUGGUCGUGACUAAAAAAGCGCAUUUAUUGGAACGGUUUUGCAACUUGGCGCGGUACUUCGAUGUCAUAAACUAUUUGUUGACGUG